This is a messenger RNA of Rotaria sp. Silwood2, 1500 nucleotides long. Lineage: Eukaryota; Metazoa; Rotifera; Eurotatoria; Philodinida; Philodinidae. The record is from the annotation of a GenBank genome assembly.
AUGAGUGCUAUACCACAUCAUCAAACAACAAUCGCCAAUCCCGAAGCAGUAACAUCAGCAAUAAAUGCUGCAUUUGCUGAAUUUAUUGCUGACGAACCUACUACAACUGCUCUUCUUUUACAUCAUCAACAAAAUAUUGAUUCAACAAUAUUAACUAAUGAAGUAACACAUAAUGAUAAUGAUUUAUCAAGAAACAGUCGACCACCAACACCAUAUGCAGUUUCAACGCAUACAUAUAAUGAUUCAUCAUCUUCAACGUCAACUACAAAUACAACAAAUUUACCACGUUAUAAAACUCUUCUUGAUAAAUAUACACCAAAUAAUAAUCAACAAAGUUUAACUACAUCAAAUAGUAAUAAUCUUAUAGAAAAUUGUUGUAAUACUUCAACAUCUUCAAUUAAUCAAAGAAAACGACCUAUAUCAAAUGAAUACAAUUCAUCAAAACGAUUUCAUCCAUCACAAUCAUCAACAGCAUCUUCUCAUCAAUUACAAGUUCAACAAUGUUCAUCAUCAGUAUCGAAUGGUGAAAAUGAUUCAAUAAAUAAUUCUAAUACAUUAAUACAUUCUACAACAUCAAUUUACAAUGAAACAAAUCGAAUUCGUUCUGAAAUUCUUGAUUCAAGUGAUGAUGAAGAUUCUUCGAAUAAUCUAUUUGCUCCAAAUAGAUCAUUACAUUCUUCAUGUUUAUGUUCACGUCAUCCAUCUCAAAUAAUCUCAUCACCCUCAUCAUCAUCAUCAUCAUCAGUUAUUCAAACGAAUCAUCGCUCUAUUCCUCAUUCUCAAUUAACAUUACCAAUACAACAACAUAAUCAUAAUCCGUCUCAUUUACGUCAUCAUUAUCGCCAACAACUAACAUCAGAAAUACGUCGUCAACGUCUUAGUGCAUUUCAAAAUCAAACAACACCAUCACCAUCAUCACCAUCAUCAUCAUCAUCAUCAUCAUCAUCAUCAUCAUCAACAAUGAUUACAGCUGAUCAACAUUUACAUGCUAUUUUAACAAACCCAGCAAUAAUAACAACAACAAAUAAUAAUAUUCGUAAUAAUCAUUUAAUUAUUCAACAAAAUUCGCCAUAUAAUUCAAAUUCAAAUAUGAAUAUAACAACAAGAAAUGAAAAUAAUUCAUGGCCAUCAACAUCAUUUUUAUUUCGUUCAUUUCAUAAUUUAAUUUUUUUACGCAAUAAUGAACAUGUUUUUGAAGAAUUAUUACGUAUGGAAGAACAAUUAAAUGGUUUAAAUAAUUCGACAAAUAUAGGUGCAAGUCAAGAACAUAUUAAUUGUCGUACAUUAUCAUAUAAAUAUAUAAAAGAAAAAAUUUCUGUUGAAGAAAAAUGUACAAUAUGUUUAUGUGAAUAUGAUCAAUAUGAUAAUGUACGCCGUUUACCAUGUAUGCAUUUAUUUCAUGUUGAAUGUGUUGAUAAAUGGCUAAUACAAAGUAAACGAUGUCCUAUAUGUCGAAUUGAUAUUGAUUUCCAAGGAGAUUUUGGUGAUUAUAUUUGUUAG